GGGAAUCAGUCCAAACAAACGAGUCAAAUCGCUCACCUACCCUAACCACAGAACCAGGAAAGGCUCCUGUGACGGCAGUAGACGAGUGCGAUCAAGCUCUCUCUCUUUUCCCCCGCGUCCUCCAGUCUCAAGAUCAAAUGUCUUCAUGCCCUCAAAUCUCUGCAACCAGACCAACAUUUCACAAAACACAGUGUCACCUCUGAACAGGGUCAGAAGGUCAUUACUUCAGCCUGCACGUCUCCUCGCCCCUCAGCCCAGGAACAACAUCUCACAGCCACACCUAUCUGAGGUCAGCCAUGACCUUUCAGACGAUUGCUGCAGCGUCACAGCUGACCUCUCCUCCACUGUGAGUGUAUUACAUCUGAAGACGUCCCCUCAAGUUCACAGAUCGAAGGCAGACACUAUUACCUCAGACAGGGUCCAGUUUGUAUUUGGGGAAAACAUGGGCGCGAGAGUUUUGAGACCACAGAAAUUGCCCAGCAGUGAACAUUCUGAUUGCAGCUCCUCUAAUUCUGAGUCCUCCACCUUUGAGACAAGGCAUAAAGGUGCUGUGUGGAGCAGCCUGAGGGAGUGUGCUGCAGCUUACACAGAGUCCUGUGGGACGCAGCGUGUGCUCAGGCGGGUUCAGCUGUUCACUGGGGAGGAGAAGGAGAGCAAUGUGGUCCAGCUGACCUGCAGACUGUUUGUUCUGGAAAAAGGAACUCAGGCAUGGAAUGAGCGAGGGAGAGGAGUCCUGCGACUCAAUGAUCUAACAUCAGGGACCAAAGGAGGGCUGCAGUCCAGGAUAGUGAUGAGGCACCAGGGCAGUCUGAAAGUCAUCCUCAACACUAAGCUCUGGCUCCACACACACCUGCGUCGCCCUGCCCGUCGGAACCUCCAGGUGACAGCCACCGACAUGGAGUCCCAGGCCAUCCGGGUGUUCCUCAUCCAGGCCAGCGCCAGGGACGUGGCUCGCCUCUACGUAGCCAUCCACCAUCGGCUGGUAGCCCUACGGGCCAGUGCUGCUGGGAGGGAGGCAGAGGCUGCAGGGGGCAGGACCAGGGAGGGACACUGCAACAGUGAGAAUGAGGAAGAGGAGCAGGAGCAGGAAGAGCAGAGACAACGGCAAGAACGAGAAGGGCUGCUAGUGACACGAUUGCGACCUGUGGAUUGUGAUUGGAUACACAGUAAACCCAGUUUGGAUUCUUGGUGACAUGGCAUUAUAUCCUGACCUGGACCAUGCAACAGUUUGUGGUGUCAUCACAUCUGAACAGAACUUUUAGCCAUCAUGGAACUAAACAUCAAGAGACAGCUUUCAAAAAUAAAUACUAGCAUUUACUGAGCUACCAUGACUGCCUUUUGCCAAGAGAAGAUACUUUUGGUUAUGUAGUGUAUGUGGACACCUGCACGUCGAACAGCUCAUUCCAAAA
This is a messenger RNA of Salvelinus namaycush (lake trout), 1409 nucleotides long. RefSeq names its product ran-binding protein 3-like. The transcript has 11 exons. Bases 146 to 1192 code for a protein of 348 amino acids. Gene Ontology annotation, cellular component: cytoplasm; nuclear pore. The record is from RefSeq and is a predicted model, not a curated record. NCBI's taxonomy places the organism in Eukaryota, Metazoa, Chordata, Actinopteri, Salmoniformes, Salmonidae. Gene Ontology annotation, molecular function: GTPase activator activity. Gene Ontology annotation, biological process: protein export from nucleus.